CUACCGCUGAGGGCGCGCGUACUCAAAGAAGCGUUCGAGUCGCUUUUCGUAUACAGAGCCCACGUUUUUGCGAAACAAGUUUCCUAAUUCUGUCAUACCUGAGACUAUUUUCAAUCGAAUUCAGCAAUGAGUUUGGAUUUCAGUAGACAGGACGCCCAAACGGACAGUGGGCCUGGGUUUGUAGGCAUCCGUUUCUGUCAAGAAUGCAAUAACAUGCUCUAUCCGAAGGAAGACAAAGAAAAUAAAGUUCUGCUGUAUGCUUGCCGAAAUUGUGACUACCAACAAGAGGCAGACAACAACUGCGUUUACGUCAACAAAAUCACGCACGAAGUGGACGAGCUGACGCAGAUAGUCGCAGAGGUGGUGGCAGACCCCACUUUACCGAGGACGCAGGACCAUCCAUGCCCUCGCUGCAAACACAAGGAAUCUGUUUUUUUCCAGUCACAAACAAACAGAGCAGAGGAGGGAAUGAGGCUGUACUAUGUGUGCACAUCGCCAAAUUGUGGACACAGAUGGACUGAAUGACUGCAAAGCGUUAUUUUUACUGACCUUUGGCUGUUUACAACCGACUUGAAAAACCUCCCUGCAAUGCUGCCAUUGGCAUAUUCGUUUUGCUUUGAACAGUGGCCAUCUAACCUCCGGUGGUUGUUUAUGGUUGGUGCGAAAAACUAAGUUGAGGAACUGGGUUGGAUUCUAGUUGUACUCAUGCUGUGAAGCCAAGCAAGUCGAAAAGGGUUUAAAGCCUGCCAAAGGUCGACUGGUUCACAUUGGUAAUACGGUCUGGUGGUAGCCAUUCAUAAUGUUGGCACUGUUAACCACUUGCUGCCGGGUGCUUUUAUAAAUGCAGUGCAGACAUACAGGAGAUUUUCAAGAUUUUCAGUUUU
Molecule: messenger RNA, 884 nt
Organism: Acanthaster planci (crown-of-thorns starfish)
Lineage: Eukaryota; Metazoa; Echinodermata; Asteroidea; Valvatida; Acanthasteridae
Gene: polr2i
Product: RNA polymerase II subunit I
Biological process (GO): maintenance of transcriptional fidelity during transcription elongation by RNA polymerase II; transcription initiation at RNA polymerase II promoter; transcription-coupled nucleotide-excision repair
Cellular component (GO): RNA polymerase II, core complex
Molecular function (GO): zinc ion binding; DNA-directed RNA polymerase activity; nucleic acid binding
Source: RefSeq, a predicted model, not a curated record